Molecule: messenger RNA, 1074 nt
Organism: Colletotrichum gloeosporioides
Lineage: Eukaryota; Fungi; Ascomycota; Sordariomycetes; Glomerellales; Glomerellaceae
Exons: 2
Coding region: 1-1074 (357 amino acids)
Source: RefSeq, a predicted model, not a curated record
AUGUCGCCUGCCAAGGGAAGGCCCGAAAACCCGGACUUGAUCGUUGGCAUUGAUUUUGGUCUGACUGGUUUGGAAAAUCAAGCUGGAAAAGUGCCCUCCCUUGUUGUGCUUGAAGGCACGGACAGGGAAGCGAUUUGGGGCUUCUCAACUCGCAGAUAUGGCAACUCACCACAACAUCUAGUGUACUCACUCUUCAAGAAGCCUAUAGGCAGGGGUGAUGAAUCUGCUGGCGACGAUGCGAAUGGCGGUAAUCGACAAGACGAAGACAAUCUGGACAGUCCUGCUGAUCCAGACAAGAUCGUGGACGAAGAGUUUGAAUCCGACGACGACACUAUGAGCUUUCAUAAAGCCAAAGAGUGUCUCACACAGUAUUUGGCGGGUCUUUAUGCGUAUAUCAAGAAGAGGCUGUCGAGCAGACUGCCGGAGGGGACUGAAUGGCGGUCGAUGAACGCUUGGUUCCUCUUCAGCUAUCCAACGACAUGGGGCCCCGCCGCGAUCGAAAGAUUCAGCAAUAUUGUCAAUUCAUCGAGCUUCGGUAGUGAGGAGGGCCAUUGGGUCAAUGCCUCGUACAUGAACGAGGCCCAAGCCUCGAUGACUUCCUUCGCCACUGAAGGUUCGAGACCAGCUCCAGGGAAGGUUGUUAUCAUCGCCGACAUUGGUGGAGGUACUACUGACGUGAACAUAUACCAUGUUGACGAGGAUGACGGGAAGAAGGUGACGCUGAAAGGAGAGAUCAAGGCUUCUGGACAAGACUAUGGCUCGGUUAAUAUCGACGCCAGGGUUACGAUAAGGCUUCGCGAUCAAGUCAAGCACACUUUAUUUGAAGGCAUCUCUGCCUUCAAAAGCAUGACUUUGGCGGAACAAAAACGUGUAGCCCACGAACAGACGUUGACGAUCCUCAGACGACACGGUUAUGUUGCUACUAAGCAUGGUGUCGACAAGGACUCGCCGGCAGAUCUGGAGGAACGUUACCCACUCUCCCUCACAAGCUCCGCAGCUCCAAUCGUAACUCUGAAGUUUGAGAUGUACGGAGCUCUGAGGAGCGAGUUCAGAAAGGAGUGCAAGAGCAUCUAG